AUGUCACAUGUACAAAAUGGCACUCCUACGAGAUCCCCGUCAAAGAGAAAAGAAAUAAUUGAUUCAUUGGCUACGGCUAGUAGGAUUCCCAUCCUCUCGCCGGUGAAAACUCCGAACGGACGUGCAGGGUUACGAUCCCCAGAAAAGAGGACUAAUGCAGACUUGGACAAGUCCGCGAGAAAAAAGGCACAUCAAACCUUGUACGAUAAAUUGAUGAAUGACGAGCUAGAUUCGGAUGACUUUCUUGAUAAGCAGGAUAGGAAAUUGGCCGAGAAUAUUAUACGACUGUCGCGAAAUGAACCUGCAAAUGAAGAUGCUGACGCAGAUAGGAAUUAUGGCAGUGAUGUAGAGCUAGAGCUUGACUUGACUGCUGUGUCUAAAAAGGGAAGGCGGAUUAAAAGAAGAUACAGCGAAAAGGACUUUGAUGAUGAGCAUGAAGUCAUGUCUGACUCAGAAGUUCUGGAAGAAAGUCUUGGUGAUAGUGAUAGCGAAUCUGAAGACUCUGCAUCAAAACAAUUUUCAUCACUAUCCAAGAGGUUGGGUGCACAUACAUACAAAACAAGAACACAAAAAGAUUCAAAUGGAAAGAGGAGAAGGAUAGGAAGCCAAGGUGUCGCAGAAAAAGUCAAAAGUAUUUUCCACCAAGAUGAUGAACUCUUCGAUCAAGACUCUGCCGCUGAUUUCGAACUGCCGCCUCCAGUGGUGCCAAACGUGCCCAAAAAGUCAUUUGCCAAUUUGUUAAUCAGUCAAUACUCGGAUAGAACUAGAGUACCCAUUGUCAGCGGAAUUAAUGCCAAAGAUAAUGAUCGAUCGAGACAACCAGAAAAGUUUGAACCCUUGCCAGUUCCCGAUUUAGAUGCCGAGGGGCAUAUAAGAGACGAUUCGUACCUAGAAAAGUAUUUCAAUGGAAAAGACCCCUCCAGGGUUAACCAAGAAAGAUUGUUGGACGAAAAAGUGUUUUCCAUGGAAGGGCCAGAAGGUUAUUUUGAACAGCUUCACAGGAGGUUUAGAGUAAACGCAAAGUCUCUAAUUGCAGUUGCUCCUCAUGUCAGCGAAAGGGAAUUUGAUAGGGCAAUCCACUUGAGUGAAAAGAUAAGCGAAAAUCAAAAGAGGAAGCUCUUUGAUUUGCAUAAGCUAUUAUUCAACCAGUGGUGCUUCGAGUUGAGUCAAAGUUACAAUUUGAUGUUUUACGGUGUAGGAUCGAAGUUGAAGGUGCUCAACGAUUUUGCUGAAAACUAUUUUGGUGGUUGGUGGGAUGAUAUUUUUGGCGGUGUACCGCCCAGGGCCUUAGUGGUUAAUGGGUACAAUCCCAAUGUUGACUUCAAGGCAAUCGCGCUACAAGUGGCGUCGGUCAUUCUACCUGGAGAAGAAAGCAUAUUUCCCAAGCAUGUUUCGGAAACUGUGCCGUUUCUAGUAGAUCAGAUGGAGAGAAGAAGGAAACUGUUACCUACUGGCAAAAUACUAAAACCCAAGUUGUUGAUGGUGGUGCAUAACUUAGAUGGAGAGGCGUUUAGAACAGACAAGAUUCAGGGGUUGUUUGCUCAGUUGAUGAGUAUUCCCGAAAUUUGGGUAGUAUCGUCCAUCGACCACAUCAACGCUCCCCUUCUUUGGGACCUGUCAAAGUCAAAAAGCAUGAAUUUGAUUUGGCAUGACUUGACAACUUACCAUACUUACUCCAUCGAGACAUCAUUCAAGGACGUGUUGAGCAUGGGUAAAUCAAAGCAGUAUAUUGGCAGUCUAGGAGCUAAGUUUGUCUUGAGAUCCUUAACUGAUAAUCACCGCCACUUGUACAAGAUCUUACUCGCAGAUCAGUUAAGCAAUAUGGAAGAUGCUGCCUCCUCAAAGGGCUUGGGAUUGAAAGGGUCGGUUAAAUUUGGAGUAGAUUUGAAAUCUUUGUACCAUCAGUGCUUGGAUGAAUUCAUCGUGUCGAAUGAAGUCACAUUCAGAACAUUUCUAAAAGAGUAUGUUGACCAUAAAAUGUGUCAGCUAGUCAAAGAUUCGUCAGGUUUGGAGAAAACGUUUAUUCCUUUCACGUUUGGUGAGAUACACGAACUACAAAAACGAGAGUUUGAUUAA
This is a messenger RNA of Lodderomyces margitis, 2076 nucleotides long. Its product is annotated as origin recognition complex subunit 2. The record is from RefSeq and is a predicted model, not a curated record. The transcript has a single exon. Gene Ontology annotation, cellular component: nuclear origin of replication recognition complex; nucleus. Gene Ontology annotation, biological process: DNA replication. Bases 1 to 2076 code for a protein of 691 amino acids. Lineage: Eukaryota; Fungi; Ascomycota; Pichiomycetes; Serinales; Debaryomycetaceae. Gene Ontology annotation, molecular function: DNA replication origin binding.